Messenger RNA from Priapulus caudatus, 1795 nucleotides. RefSeq names its product laminin-like protein epi-1. The transcript is spliced from 10 exons. NCBI's taxonomy places the organism in Eukaryota, Metazoa, Priapulida, Priapulimorpha, Priapulimorphida, Priapulidae. Bases 170 to 1795 code for a protein of 541 amino acids. The record is from RefSeq and is a predicted model, not a curated record.
UCGCGUAAAGUCGAUGGUGCCUCAGACAGAUCAGAUGAUACCGGGACUGGUGGGAGCGUAAGUCGCGGUCAGUCAACACAGCUUCGGUGUGACGUGGGGGGAGAGAUUCGUCGUUCAGGGACCUUCGAGAACAGGCGCGUCGAGAAGGCUGACAGCCAUCAAGCUGGGCAUGAAGUUCAACGCUGCGACGACGCUGCACGUGCGAAACCCCAAGCACCUCGGCGAGUCACCGACCCACGGUGUCGUCAGCCUCUACUUCCGCACGACCAAAGCCAACGCUCUGCUCGUCUACAUGGGUACGGGCGGCGGCCACCAGGGGGAGCACCACGGCGAGGCGGCGGCGGCGGCGGCGGAGCGGGAGGAAGACAGCGAGGACUUUGUCGCGUUGGAGAUCGUCGGAGGGAAGUGUGUGAUGAGGUUUGAGUUGGGAGCGGGCGUGGCAAGCAUCAGCAACGACAAGCUGGUCAACGACGCGCAGUGGCACGAAGUCAUCGCUGAGAGGACUGGUAAGACAGCGACUCUGACCGUGAGAACGGAUGGGGAGGACAACGUGAUCGCUGAGGGAACUGCCCCCGGUCAGUUCACCUCCCUCAACCUCGACCCCGAGACCAGCGUCGUCUAUGUAGGUGGUGCCUCCGAUACCGUCUCCCUGCCCGCACAGGUUGCCAAUCGCCGCUACACCGGCUGUAUUGAGUCUGUCAGCUUCAACAAGCAGCCACUGCCUCUCUGGAACUUCGUCCAUGCCGAAAACCUGUUCGAAGCUUGCAAGGAGAGGGAUCAGCUGCAGGUGCAGCAGGGUGCAUCGGGAUACAAGUUUGACGGCAGCGGCUACGUCGUGGUCGCGCGCGGCGACUUCAACCCGCAGGACAGCGCUGACGUCACGCUGGAGUUCAGGAGCUUCGCCGACGCAGGACUGCUCAUCUACGGCGGCAAGGACCGAGACUUCCUCGCACUCGAGCUGAUCGAUGGUGCCGUGCUCUUCCAGUACGACAUGGGUUCCGGGCGCGCUCAGAUCCGCACGAACGCGACGUACAACGACGGUGCAUGGCACACAGUGAACGCUCGUCGCUUCGGCCGUGAGGGGCUCCUCCUGGUGGACGGGGAGGAGGCGGGCAGCGGCGUCGCACCCGGCUCGCUCACAAAGCUCGACAUCGGUGACGACGUCUACAUCGGCGGCACGCUAGCGCCACCUACGCUGCGCGACGUCACAGCGCGCGGACUCGAGGGAUGCAUCAGGAACGUGCAGCUAGGCACGACGAUCGUUGACAUGAGUAUCAACAAGGAUGCGCGCGGCAUCGUCGCCGGAUGCCCCGACACCAUCGUCCGCGUCGCUUCGUUUGACGGCGCUCAGGGCAGCUACACGGAGCACACGGACGUAACGUUUGGUGAACAGGCGGCUCUCACGUUCAAGUUCAGGACCCUGCAACCGACCUCGCUCGUCAUGUAUGCUGCUGAUGCCGGCCAGACGCAUGCGCUGUCAGCACAGCUGCUGGAGGGUAGGGUGGCUGUUGUACACACCAGCGACGACCUGUCCACCGUGCUGCAGAGCAACAACAACAACUACAACGACGGAGAAUGGCACUUUGUCAACAUUCUCAAGGACGCAGGAAGGCUACACAUUGACAUUGACGAAGGCGAUCGCAAAGACCAGGAGCUGAGCGAUGCCGGCCCCGACCACCAGGCGGCGCUGUGGAUGGCCGGCGUACCGACCGAUUACGGCAUCACAGAGGGCGCUUCACUCACCCUCGCGGCAUUUAGCGGUUGUCUAGGCGACAUUACCGUCAACUCCAAGUAA